AGCUAUACCAUCUCGAUAUUCUAGUUACCAACAUCUCUUCUCAUCAACAGAUUUGAGCUAGGAAUUAUAACAUGCGAUAAAAAUAAUGUUUUACCAAGGCGAUCUUCAAAGUGGGAUUGCUCUCGCAGUUCGCGAGACCAAGUCUGUUGUCUGCUUUGUCCGUGAUGAUCAGGACGAGAGUACGAAAUGGGAAAAUGAAUAUUUCGACGGCGAUAUACUCGCUGAGAAUACAGUUACACUUCGUCUCACAGCUGCCACCCAGGAAGCUAGCUUCUUAACCUCCAUAUUUCCUAUCCAGAGUUUCCCUUCUGUUCUAGUUAUACGGAAUGGCCAGAUCCAGGAAUAUAUCGCUGCGGGGACAGCGAAAGAGGAUUUCCAGUCGCGGUUGCGAAGGGUCAUCGUUAAUAAUAAUACGCCUGUUGCAUCAUCAGCUCCUACAGUGCAACACACUACCUCUCGGGAAACUGCUGCAAAUGAACCGGUUCCAGCUACCAACGCACCUUCGCAUACACCGAAUAUGCAGUCGCAAAGCAGUGCUCCUGUAGAGCCACCAUCACAACCACAGCAACGAAGCAUCGAAACAGCAGAACACAGAACUGUGGAACCCGUACACAACACACCUCCCCACUCUAUACCGAAGAUAACAGAGGAGAAGAAGUCCGAGAAGGAUGAGAAAGAUCGCCGAGCAUUACAACAAAAGAUACAGCGGGAAAAGAUAGAGCAAAAAGAAGAGCGCGAGCGGAUCCGCAAUCAAAUCAAAAAAGACCAGGAAGCUCGCAAGCAGCGCGCCGAAGAAGAAAGGAAUCGAGCUGCUGCUGCUGCUGCCUCUGAAACACAAGAUGCCACCGCAAGGACGAAGAGUAGUACAACUACAACCGUUGCUGCUGCAACAACCCGAAAACCCGUAUCCGAAUAUCGACUCCAAAUUCGUUUGUUCGAUGGCAGCUCCGUUCGCAAUAGUUUCCCGCUCUCUGCUACGAUACGCAAAGAUGUCCGUCCUUGGCUUGACAGCCAACGGUCCGAUGGCUCACAGCCUUACAAUCUCAAGCAUAUCUUGACUCCACUUCCUAACCACAACAUUUCCGUCUCGGAAGAAGAGCGUACCCUGCAAGACCUAGACUUAGGACCAACGGCAAGUCUUGUCAUGGUUCCUAUUCCUUCUUAUAUCGAGGCAUAUACAUCUCCUACAAUAUCGGAUAGUCUUCCUGGCCGUGCGGUAUCGUCGGCCUAUGGCCUUGCUACAGGAAUCGUUGGGGGUGCGGUUGGACUGGUUGGAUCAUUUCUUGGUUACGGAGGAACGUCUGCCAGCACAGCAGAAACCUCCUCGUCGGGCGACUCAAGUCAGCUGCGGACAGACAGUACAACAGCAAGAGUGGCGCCUUCGAGAAGUGGUGGUGGGAUUAAUAUUCGUACAUUACGAGAUCAAAGAGACGAGGAGGGUAAGGAUGAGUUUUAUAAUGGAAACGCUCUGAACUUUGAGCCAAACAAAAAUGACGAUCAUAAGAAUAACUAAUGAUCAAAAUAGUGCUUAACAGCUUGACAAGAAUGUAUAAAUUACAACCCUUUCUACUACAGUGUAUAAAUUCUACUUCACAUUCU
Molecule: messenger RNA, 1599 nt
Organism: Talaromyces proteolyticus
Lineage: Eukaryota; Fungi; Ascomycota; Eurotiomycetes; Eurotiales; Trichocomaceae
Exons: 4
Coding region: 86-1513 (475 amino acids)
Molecular function (GO): protein binding
Source: RefSeq, a predicted model, not a curated record